Molecule: messenger RNA, 1451 nt
Organism: Xyrauchen texanus (razorback sucker)
Lineage: Eukaryota; Metazoa; Chordata; Actinopteri; Cypriniformes; Catostomidae
Gene: mdka
Product: midkine a
Exons: 5
Coding region: 132-572 (146 amino acids)
Molecular function (GO): growth factor activity
Source: RefSeq, a predicted model, not a curated record
GAUGAAAUUAGUUUGGGGAGAAACAAAGAGCUGGAGCGACACAUCAAGGCGGAUGCUGGAGAAGAGUUCACACACGUAGCUUUGACAAAACCUCUCUCAGUGUGGUGGGAUCUUUCAACAGAGACAACAAAAUGCGUGGGUUGUUUUCCACCCUCAUCGUGGUGCUUGUGGCCUUAAUGAUCGUGACUACAGAGGCUGGGAAAAACAAGAAAGAUAAAAGUAAGGGUGGGAAGGGAGGUGCCAACUGCACAGAGUGGCGCUUUGGCAGCUGUGUGGCCAAUAAUGGGGACUGUGGUCAAGGCAUAAGGGAGGGCACCUGUAAUGAGCACACCAAGAAUGUAAAUUGCAAAGUGCCCUGCAACUGGAAGAAAGAUUUUGGAGCCGACUGCAAGUAUAAGUUCAGUAACUGGGGCGAGUGUGAUGCAGCCACAAGCAAAAAGAGCCGCUCUGGGAUUCUUCAAAAGGCUCUCUUCAAUGUUGAAUGUCAGCCAACCAUCUCUGUCUCCAAACGCUGCAGCACCAAGGUCAAAAACAAACCCAAAGGAAAGAAAGGAAAGGGGAAAGGGAACUAAAGAGAGCGAGAGAUCCAGAGGAGCAUUGAAGACCCGGCGGUCGUCUGUCUUUAAUAUCUCUACUCAGUGCUCUUCAGAAUGAACGUGACUCAACACAGCCACAAACACAUAGCCUGUAGUCAUUUUCUCUUGGGUUUCUUUAGAAGACUAUGACUGAGUAACAACAGAGUAACUGAAUCAUUACAUUACUCUUUCACAUGUGAGGGGGAGGGGAGAAUAAAAUGCUGUUGUUUAGAGUGCGAUGCCCUGUAGUUGACCCAUUCCUCUGACCCUUUUCACAAGCACUGAGUGCACUCUCUCUCUCUCUCUCUCUCUCUCUCUCUCUCUCUCUCUGUACCAUCAUCUAAGCCUCAGGCCUCUCAUUUGUUAAAGAACAACACAAUCGGUAGAUAUAAAUCAGACACAUCUAUUUUUAUAACUGUUUCACUUACAAAUUUGGUUUUUGUAAAAUUGUAUAAUUACAGUAUUAUAUUUCUAGUGGGGUAAAUAAGUAGUGUUUGAAUAAGUCCCUUCUCUUUUUGUAGCCAUAAAUCUGAGGAGUGUUGUUUCAUAAAAUGAUUUUUCUUUUCUUUUUCUAUAAAAAGUUGUAGUUCAUGUAAGGAUUGUUUUUGUGAAAAUAUCCCAAUGCAGUUUGUUUUUCCUUUUGACUUGAUGACUGUGUUACUAAUAUAUCUAAGAGGUGACGGAGGGUUAUAAUAUGGAACAAGUAUUAAACUCAAUGGACUCCACAGAGACAAGUCCCCUCUUUCUACAGUAUAAACCAUUUUAAUUUGUAAGAACAGUUUAUAAGAAUUUUAGAAAUACAGUGAAGUUUUGUUAUUGAGCUUUGUGUUAUAUGUACCUAAAGGUAAAAUAUUAACAACAGUUCAUUAUUAAAGA